AAUACAGUCCACACCAGAAGUCAGAAAGUCCAAUUUCACCAAGGGGACAGAAAAGACAAGGGUAUAUUAUGCGGUUAUUCUGAGUGUUCCUGUCAGUCUUCACAGUAAAGAAGUGUUAUUAGACUUUUAAAUAUUGUGAACGUUUCUCGUUAAUGUGGUUUUGUUGUAAAAAGUAAAAGAGAAAGGGAGGUUAAUUGGACUUGUUGGCUCCUUUCUCCGGCAUUUCUACGUGCUGUGCCAGCGCCGCUGUUUGCGCACCUGAGUCCGCUGCUCAGUUUGUGCAGCGUCAACAUGCCUUUAAUGCAUCUGAGCAACUAAACUAUCACGGUGACAUUAGUUACGGGUAACAUGCCUGCUGUGGUGAAGUUGGGUAAAUGCGCAGUCUUUCACUGUGGAAUAACCACCGGAGUCCAGGUGUCAUCAGGGAGAGCUGAUGUGGCCGUUUGGAAGAGCGCAUCAGUUUGAUGUCAGCUGGGAUUUGACAGAGCGCAGGAGUUUGGGAUGCAAUUGAAACCUUAAAGUGACAAUCCUCGGCUACUUUUACCUGGAUUUAACACAGGCUAGCCGGAGCCAUGGCCUCUGAGGUGGUGUGCGGACUGGUCUUCAGGUUACUGCUUCCAGUGUGUCUUGCAGCUGCUUGCCUGUUCAGGUACAAUGUCCUGUCCUUCGUCUACCUCAUCUAUCUCCUGCUUAUUCCACUCUUCGCAGAGCCCACAAGCACAACAAUGCAAGGCCACACAGGGCGUCUGCUGCAGUCCCUAUGCUUCACCAGUAUGUCCUUCCUGCUGCUCCACAUCAUCUAUCAGAUUACCGUCAACAGCCUCCUGGCCGGGAACUCCAUCACCUCUGACUUCAACUGUUCCGCAUGGGAGAAAUCCAUAAGACAAAUUGGCUUUGAGAGUGUGAUCGGUGCAGAUGCAGGGAACGGCAUCAGAGUGUUCAUCCCUGACAUUGGUAUGUUCGUAGCUGGCUUGGCCAUCUGGCUGCUGUGUCGCAGUCUGGUCCAGAAGAGGCCGCCUGAGGACAUGGCCCAGUACAACACCGACUUCGAAGCAGAGGAACAAGAAGAAGAGGAGAAGCUGAGUCUGGAUGACAACAUCCUGCUAGAGGAGGACUUUGAACGGGGUUACGAGGCUGAGGAGGAUGAAGAGGAGGAGGAGCUGGAUGAGGACGAAGAGGAGGAAGAAGAAGAGGAGGAGGAAGCAAAAGAAAGCACCAAGAUGAAAAUCCUGCGGCUUGUGGCGGAGGUUGCGUCCAAAGUGAAGGAGAUUAUCGGGAACUUGAUCACCACUGCGGGGAAGGUGGUGGUCACCAUCUUGUUGGGCAUGACAGGUAUAAUGUUGCCCUCGUUGACCUCGGCUUUCUACUUCUUCAUCUUCCUGUUCCUGUGCACCUGGUGGUCUCUCUGCCGGACCUUCGACACACUAAUCUUCAGCUGCAUGUGUGUCCUGAUGGCCAUCUUUAGUGCUGGACACCUUAUUGUCCUCUACCUCUACCAGUUCCAGUUCUUCCAGGAGUCCAUCCCAUCAGAUGAUAACUACAUCAGGAUAUUUGGCAUGUCCCCCAUUGUUCAGAGCAAUUGCUCCUACACAUGGAAGCUCAUUGUGCACCCUGAGCGUAAGUGGUACCACUUUGUCAAUCCCAUCAUGCUGCUGAUUCUCUACUACACCCUGGCCACGCUCAUUCGCCUCUGGCUGCAGGAACCCAUCGACCAGCUGAUGGACGACAAGGACGGUGAUAUGUGUGAGGAGGAAGAUCUGGAUGGAAACACAACAAAUAACUCCGCCAACAGGAAGAGGCAGCUGUGGUGGGAAUCACGCCAGGGCACAGAUGAGAAAAACCUCCUCUCCACCCAGGAUGGCUUCAGUACAACUGAGGCUGUACCCACCUCAAACGGGACGUCCUUUGACUUUGUCGCAACUGAGAAUGGACCAGUCUGCCUGGACUUGUACUCCACCCCUCAGUAUAAAAUGGACCAGCCUAGUGACGAGAAGAAGGAAGAGUGUGCGUAUGAAGUGUGUUUGCCCCUGGAGGAUUUGGCAUUGGAGGCAGGAGAGGAGAAGUCUGAGGGAGGAGAGGAUGGGAUGAAGAAAAGAGGAGUCAGUGCGAUGGUCAAAAUCUUUCACUUCAUCAUGAAACAGAGCUACAUCUGUGCUCUAAUAGCCAUGAUGGCAUGGAGCACCACAUACGUCAGCUGGUUGACGUUUGUCUUCCUCAUCUGGUCUUGCAUGCUGUGGAUGGUGAAGGACCGGAGGCGUUACGCCAUGCUGUCUUCUCCCUUCAUGGUGGCCUACGGCAACCUGCUAAUAGUUCUGCAGUACAUUUUCACUUUUGAGAACAUGAAAGGAGACCCAGAGUUUUUUCCCAUGAAGAAAAAUCCUUUCCACUCACUUUCAUCCAAGGUCCUGUGUCUGCUGAGCUUCUGGCUGCUGCUGAGACAAACGCUUACAGAGAGACAGGAAAAACAAAAAGAAGACAGUGCUGGUCUCUCCGACGUUCAUGUGGAGGAUCAGAAGAAGGAGGAAGAGGAGGAGGGAGGGGAGCAGGACAUCAUGCAGGUUCUGGGCAACAUGGUCAUAGCUAUGCUAGUCAAAUACUGGAUCUACAUCUGUGGUGGCAUGUUCUUCAUCGUCAGCUUCGAGGGAACCAUCGUCAUGUACAAGAUCAUCUACAUGAUGAUGUUCCUCUCCUGUGUGGCACUCUACCAGGUGCACUAUGAGUGGUGGCGAAGGAUCCUGAAGUACUUCUGGAUGUCUGUCGUGAUAUACACCAUGCUGGUCCUCAUCCUGGUCUACACCUUCCAGUUUGACCGCUGGUCUAACUUCUGGUCAAAGAAGUUGGGAAUGGACAAAAAUGGCUUGGAGGACCUGGGCCUGAAUAAGUUUGAAGUCACCAUGCUGUUCACCAGGAUUUUCAUUCCCACUUCCUUCUUGCUGGUGUGUAUACUCCACCUGCACUAUUUCCACGACCGCUUCCUCCAGCUCACCGACCUCCAGGCUGUAGUGGCCAAAGAGGAGAGCACUAUCUACAGACUGGUGCACCAGGAUGGCAGCCUGGCAGACCUCACCAUACUCAGUGCCAGCUCGGUGGAGGCAACGCUGUCCAGAGAGGAACAGGAGCCACAGGGGGAGUGGGGGAGAGAGAAGGAGCAGGCCCUGGUGGUGGUGAUGUAUGACACUGACAUGACUGACGAGAAGCCCAGGAGCUUUUCCGACCCGCGGCAGUCCAGCACAGAGGAGAGCCACCACUGCAGUGCGAAGACAGAGCCAGAGCCGAGCACCGAGCAGAGCUCAGAUCUGAAGAAUAAAUGGCACCUGGUGGUCGACCGUCUGACUGUGCUCUUCCUCAAGUUCCUGGAGUAUUUUCACAAACUGCAGCUGUUCAUCUGGUGGUUACUGGAGAUCCACAUCAUCAAGAUUGUGUCCUGCUACAUUGUUAUGGUCUCUCUCAAAGAGGUGUCUUUGUUCAACUAUGUGUUCCUGGCAUCCUGGGCCUUUGCACUGCCCUACAGCCAGUAUCGGCCCCUUGCUUCCAGUGUUUGCGCUGUCUGGACAUGUGUCGUCAUCGUAUGCAAAAUGUUGUACCAGCUGAAGUCUAUAGACCCCACCUCCUACUCCAAGAAAUGCAAUAUGACUGGAAACUACUCAGAUUGGCAGAGGACUGAAUUGGGCAAGUCUCUGCUGUAUAAUGAUUCAGUGGAUCCAGCCAUUUGGGUCGGCCUGAACAAGUCUCCUGACCUGCUGGGCUACCUCAGGAACAACCUCUUGAUGCUGGCUCUGUUAGCAUUCGAGGUGACCAUCUACCGCCAUCAGGAAUACUUUAGACUGAGGAACAAACUGUCACCUCCUGCUGCCAGGAUUAUCUUCCAUGAUAUCACACGGCAGCAUCUGGACACUGGCAUCAUCAGCUUCAUCAAAUACUUCAUCAACUACUUCUUUUACAAGUUUGGACUUGAGACGUGCCUGCUGUUGGUGGUCAACGUUAUCGGGCAGCGUAUGGACUUCUACGCCAUGCUUCACGCCUUUGCCUUAAUUGCAGUCAUGUAUAGACGCAGGAGGAAAGCCAUUGCUGAGAUCUGGCCCAAGUACUGCUUCUUCCUGGCCUGCAUGCUGACUUUCCAGUACUUGGUCUGCAUCGGGAUCCCACCAGCAGCCUGUAAAGACUAUCCCUGGAGGUCUCCCACCUCUACUACAGACUCCAAUGUGAUCAAGUGGCUCUAUAUUCCAGAUUUCCUGACCCAACCCAACUCAUUGUUCCUCAUUUAUGACUUCAUGUUGCUGCUUUGUGCCUCUCUCCAGAGGCAGGUCUUUGAUGAUGAGAACAAGGCAGCAGUCCGCCUCAUGGCUGGUGACAACGUGGAGAUCUGCAGAGACCUUGACGCAGCCUCUUUCAGUGUCCACAACCCCGUCCCCGACUUUAUCCACUGCAGGUCCUACCUGGACAUGCUGAAGGUCAUCAUGUUUAGCUAUCUGUUCUGGUUUGUCCUCACCAUCAUCUUCAUCACGGGGACCACGCGCAUCAGUGUCUUCUGUAUGGGCUACCUGGUAGCCUGCUUCUACUUCCUGCUAUUUGGUGGUGAGCUGUUGCUCAAACCAAUCAAAAAGAUCCUUCACUACUGGGACUUCCUGAUCGCCUACAACAUCUUUGUUAUCACCAUGAAGAACGUUUUGUCUAUCCUGGCUUGUGGCUACAUUAACUCUCUGAUUGAGAACCAGUGCUGGUUGAUCCAGUUGUUCAGUCUGGCCUGCACCAUCAAAGAAUACACCAUCAACGUCAGCAAAGAAAACGCGAAGCUGUGUGACAUGCCCAGCAACGAGGCCGGGAUUAUCUGGGACAGUAUCUGCUUUGCCUUCCUGUUGCUGCAGAGACGAGUCUUCAUGAGCUACUACUUCCUCCAUGUGGUGGCUGAUAUCAGAGCAUCGCAGAUCCUCGCGUGCAGAGGGGCGGAGCUUUUCCAGGCCACAAUAGUGAAGGCGGUGAGAGCCAGAUUAGAGGAGGAGCGCAAAUCUGUGGAGCAGCUGAAGAGACAGAUGGAGCGCAUUAAGGUGAGGCAGCAAAAGUUUAAGAGGGGCAAGGAGAAGAUGCUAAGCAUGGCGCAGGAGUCUGGAGACGGACAGACCCUCGUCCAGCCCGAGGAGGAUGAUGAUGAUGAUGGAGCACAGGGAACGAAAGCCAAGACCAAUAAAAAGCAGUGGUGGAGGCCGUGGGUUGACCAUGCUUCCAUGGUUAGAAGUGGAGACUAUUACUUGUUUGAAACUGACAGUGAGGAGGAAGAGGAGGAGGAGGAGAAAAAAGAUGAGGAACAGCCAAAGAAUUCGGCUUUUCAGCGAGCUAUUGGGAAGUUUCUCUCUGCUCUUCUGGCUUUGCCCAAGUCUAUCAUUAAGCUGCCUAAAACUAUACUGCAGUGUGUAGUCAAGGCAGGCAAGUUUCUUUAUCACGCCUGGAUCACAGACCCCAAAGCUGCCCUGAGGGCAAGAGGCAAAGAGAAACGCAAAUUUUGGAAAAAAUACACCAAAGGAGUUAGACACAGAAAAAGCAAGAAAGAUGGUCAUUUGACCAUAGAGGUUGGUGAGCUCUCAGAUGGGCAAGAAAAAGGAGAGGAGGACAAGAAGUCUGGUGGUCCAGACAACAUCAUCAAGCGGGUGUUCAACAUCAUAAAGUUCACCUGGAUGCUCUUCCAGACGACAGUGGACAGCUUCACCAAGUGGAUGAAUGACAUGUGCAGAGAGUAUAUCGACAUCUCCACUGUGCUGCGUAUAGAGCGCUGCAUGCUCACCAGAGAGGUCAAAAAGGGCAAUUUGCCGUCCAGAGAGAGUAUCCACGUCUACUACCAGAAGGCCAUGAGGCUCAACAUGUCUAGACAGGCUAGUUUGGAUCAGCUAAGUGAGGACGAGUCAGCCUCGGGCUCCAACAGGGUCCGGAGAAGGCGAAGAGGCUACCCCAUGGAGAGCCAGGACUCCACAGCAUCCAGAGACAGCAUAUCCAGUGCCUUCACCGAGGCUACCACACUGUUUUCCCGUCAAUCCACCCUGGAAGACCUGGAUGGAAUGCCAGAGUGCAUUCCCAAAACCAGUGAGCGUGCCAGGCCCAAACUGCGUAAGAUGUGCGGCUUGGACGUGUCCAAUUCAUCAGUGGACAGCUGCAGCAGCUUCAUGUCCAGUGAAACAACCCAGUGCGUCACACUCUACUCCAGACAGGGCACCACAGACACCAUAGAAGAAGUGGAUGAUGAGCAUGAUCAAGGGGAAGACAAGCAGCAACGGGUUCCCUGGCAAUCCCAACAGCUAGACGAGAGUGAGGGGGCAGAGGGCGGUGCCUGGAGUGAUGGAGAACCCAGGGCGAAAGAGGAAAAGAAGGAGGAGGGUGAUGGCCAGGUGGGACUGGAGGGUGAGGAGGUAGUAGAGGUACCCAAGGACCAGGAGGGAGAAAAGGGAGAAGAGGCUCCCUGGGAGUCUUUUGGUCCAGAUGACGGCCCCUCUCUCAGGCUGGAGGAGGCAGAGUCUGCCCCUUCUGCCCAAGAAAAGGACUUCACCACUGAGAGUGAGGAUGGGGGAGUACCGCAGGACUUCAUGCAAACAGAGGGGCAACGAGGGCUGCGCUACACCCCUGAUACAGAUGCUUCUAAAACGUCUGACGCUGACGUGCCUCCCAGCUACAGCAAGGCCGUCAGCUUUGACCGUCUGGAACUUAGCGAUGACGAGAGUGACAUGGAUAGGAGGAGGCGCAUGGUUAUGACCUCUGACAGCUGCUCAGACAGCAGGUCAGACAUCAUGUUGCCUUCUAUGACCACUGAGCUGACCGCCAGCGAACUGCUGCUCAACAAGAUGUUUUAUGAUGAGGAGCUGGAGCAGUCAGAUAGAUUCUACCAAAAGCAGCCUCUGAUCCUCCAGCUCUGCUACGGUCUCUACAACAUGCUGGUGGCCCACUCAGAGAUGGUGUGCUACCUGGUCAUCAUCAUCAACCACAUGGUAUCGGCCUCCUGCGCCACCCUGGUCCUUCCCAUCACCAUCUUCCUCUGGGCCAUGCUGUCAGUCCCCAGGCCCAGCAAGCGCUACUGGAUGACUGCCAUCGUCUAUACUGAGGUCACCAUCGUCGUCAAGUACUUCUUCCAGUUUGGCUUCUUCCCCUUCAACCAGAACCUAAUAAAUAAGAAUAGACCUUAUCACCCUCCCAACAUCAUUGGUGUGGAGAAGAAAGAUGGUUACGUCCACUACGACCUGGUCCAGUUACUGGCUCUCUUCUUCCACAGAUCCAUUCUGAAGUGCCAUGGUCUUUGGGAUGAUGAGGAACCCAAAGAAAGGAGAGAGCCCUCUCGUCAGAGCGAGUCAGAGGACGAGGGAAAAGACAAGGAGGAGAGUGAGAAGGGGUCUGAACACGCCUCCUCACUGAUCAGUGAUGGGAGAGGCUCCACUCACACCUUGAGAUCCAUAAACUUUGGGACUUCCAUUGAUUCAGAACACGUCCAGGUGCACUACCCGCAGCAGCAGACCUACCAGCGUCGCAAGAGCUCCAGCGGAGGCUCGCACAUUUCUCACCGAUCUCUCCACUCUUCUGCAAGGUCUAAGAGAGGAAGUACCACUUCCCACAACAGCAGCCACAAGGACGGCAGCGAGGCCAGCGUCCAUCAGAAGACCCGCAAACAGAUGAUCAUGGAGAAGUUGAUGGAGCAGCUCCUUAAAGGAAAAGCUUUCAUCAUAAAGCGGUUCAUGGAGAUCUACCUUCCUAUGAGGCAGUUCUUCUAUAACUUGAUCCACCCAGAAUACAGCGCAGUCACAGAUGUCUAUGUGCUGAUGUUCCUCGCUGACACGGUCGACUUCAUCAUCAUUGUGUUUGGAUUCUGGGCAUUUGGUAAACACUCGGCUGCAGACAUUACAUCGUCCCUGUCGGAGGAUCAAGUGCCGGGACCUUUCCUGGUCAUGGUCCUGAUCCAGUUUGGGACCAUGGUGGUGGACCGGGCGCUCUACCUCAGAAAGUCUGUCAUGGGCAAGGUGAUCUUCCAGGUCAUCCUGGUCUUUGGCAUCCACUUUUGGAUGUUCUUUAUCCUGCCAGGAGUCACAGAUAAGCGUUUCAGCGAGAACAUGGUUGCUCAGAUGUGGUAUUUUGUCAAGUGCAUCUACUUCGGGCUGUCAGCCUAUCAGAUCCGCUGUGGUUAUCCCACCCGCGUUUUGGGAAACUUCCUCACCAAGAGCUACAAUUAUGUCAACCUCUUCCUGUUUCAAGGUUUCCGUCUGGUGCCAUUCCUGACGGAGCUGCGAGCCGUGAUGGACUGGGUUUGGACUGACACCUCGCUGUCUCUGUCCAGCUGGAUCUGUGUGGAGGACAUCUAUGCUCACAUCUUUAUCCUGAAAUGCUGGAGAGAGUCUGAAAAGAGGUAUCCCCAGCCGCGAGGCCAGAAGAAGAAGAAGGUGGUGAAGUACGGGAUGGGAGGGAUGAUUGUAGCGCUGCUGAUCUGUAUCGUCUGGUUCCCGCUGCUCUUCAUGUCCCUCGUUAAGUCUGUAGCUGGAGUCACCAACACGCCGCUGGAUGUGUCUUUUGGAAUCACCCUGGCUGGCUUUCAGCCCAUCUUCACCAUGAGUGCUCAGCAAAAACAACUGCAGGAUGUGACACCAGUUGAAUAUGAAACGUUUAUGAAGCAUUAUAUAAAUAACGAUGACGCCUUGCAGUGGCUGGAGGGCUACAUGCCAGCGGACCUGAUCAUUGCAGAGCUGAAAGGCAGCUCCAACUCUCUGUGGACCAUCAGUCCACCAAGCAGAAAGAACCUCAUAAAUAUGUUGGAUAGCGAGGACGAAUUCCCCAUCACUGUGUCCUGGUCCGUGCAAAGAAACCCCUCUUUUGGUGCCAAGGCUGAAACAGCGUCAGGAAAACUAGGGACCGUUCUUGACUCAGAGACAAAGAAGGAGCUCAUUGCGCUCCUAAAUGGGACGACAAGCAACUCACACGUGAUCCUAAAAGAAAUCUUCCCUCGUUUUAUUCGAGCCCCCAGUGACUCAGAUGCCAAGCCUGUUCAUCAUCUUUUAAAAGAUGUUAAGAUGUUCAACAUAACCUUGACCUUGGAGCGAGAUGAGAACGAUCAGAUCCGGGAAUGGUGGGUCGUCAACCAAAUGGAGCGCGGCCCGAUAAUAAAGAACAAGUUUGAUAAAGGCCUGGAGCUCUACGUAUUCAGCGACCAAGUCAGCCCGCCCAGUUUAGGCUUUCUGGCUGGAUAUGGCAUCAUGGGCUUGUAUGCCUCUGUGGUUCUGGUCAUCGGCAAGUUUGUGCGUGAGUUUUUCAGCGGCAUUUCCCACACCAUCAUGUUUGAGGAGCUGCCCAACGUGGACCGCAUCCUCAAGCUGUGCACCGACAUCUUCCUGGUCCGAGAGACAGGGGAGCUGGACCUGGAGGAGGACAUGUAUGCCAAACUCAUCUUCCUCUACCGCUCUCCAGAGACUAUGAUCAAGUGGACCAGAGAGAAAUCUCAGUGAAACUCAGUGAGGGGACGGUAACCAAUGAAGGUCAAAACUUUUUGGACAGGAGACACUCACAGGUGUGAGCAGCUAUUUAGGGCCGAUUUACCUACUGAGGGAGCACAAAGUCAGCUGGUCACCAACUCUGUCCUCUUCAACUGAGCUCUGAUGGCACUCGACACUAAAACACUUGCGUUAUAAACUGGUAUUUUCUACUAUUUACUGAUGAAAAACAACAAUUGCAGUCAUAUUAUUAACAAUUGAGGACGGAUUUGCCGGUGCUGUAUUUAUCUUGCCAAACCUGGCUCAGUUUGGCAUCCAGUGGAUAAAAUAAGCAGCUGGUGUCCAGUUGGAGACUGAGAAAUCUUUUAGGACAAUUUUCCUAAGUUAGAAAAAGUCAUCCCUAACAUAAAGGUAUGUUUUUAAACACAAAUGGCCAGAACCCUCAAUGCUCUUCAUGCCUAACUCUAAUGUUUUCACAGUCACAUGGUAGACGUAUGGAAUGGCUGCAACAUUAAUCUUUAAGGGCUUCCCACCAAAAAAUAAGUGCACAAUAAUGAUCACAUGAGCACAAUAUCCUAUUUUCUCCUAACUGGAAUGCUUGGACUGUGGGACUGUGCAAUACUGAGCUCUGAUUCCUCAACAUUUUUAAAGGAUGUGGACCGAGGAAAAAGGCCGGUUCUGACCAAGAAACAUGAACAUACUUUUUUUUUUUUUUUUUAAGGUCAGAGGCCACAUGGGAGCUUCUUGAGAGACACAACACAAAAAACAGACAAUCUUUACUUGCCUUAUUUUGUUUGUAUGA
Sander lucioperca (pikeperch) is the source of this 10248-nucleotide messenger RNA. RefSeq names its product piezo-type mechanosensitive ion channel component 2. The transcript has 54 exons. Lineage: Eukaryota; Metazoa; Chordata; Actinopteri; Perciformes; Percidae. Bases 573 to 9461 code for a protein of 2962 amino acids. The record is from RefSeq and is a predicted model, not a curated record.